Messenger RNA from Eruca vesicaria subsp. sativa (arugula), 183 nucleotides. The record is from the annotation of a GenBank genome assembly. NCBI's taxonomy places the organism in Eukaryota, Viridiplantae, Streptophyta, Magnoliopsida, Brassicales, Brassicaceae.
AUGAAGCAGACAUUGAGAGAGAAACCGUACGUGACGGCGCCACCACCGAUGGGUUACCCGGUUAUGAUGAGUGACUCUCCCCAAAUUGUGCAGCAUCAGACGCAGAACAAAGGCAGCGGUGGAUUUUUACGUGGAUGUUUGGCUGCAAUGUGCUGCUGUUGUGUUUUGGAUUGUGUCUUCUAG